UUUCAGAAAAUGAAAAGAAUCUAAAUCAGGAAGAUUUAUUCAAUUCUCAAGAAAUCUAAGUCCCAGUUUUAACUGACUUUUCGCUGCGAUGGAAACUCAUCCCACUCCGUUUCCAGUUAGACCCCAAACUAUCAAACCAAGACACACAAGGAAAAUCUCCGAACCCCCGAAAAUCAAAGCGAAGGGCGGAUCGCUCGUUCACAGGGAAAGGCGGGUGUUUGGAACUGCCCGAAGCCCUGCCGUUCCUUUGAAGACGAAAACGGUGAUCGAGAAGCCGGUGAAGUCGAAACCCGCAUCAGGGCUGCUAAAGAAGCCUUCAAAAGUGACAAAACCAACCCAAGCAACUCGAUCACCAAUCAUACGGAGGCCAAUUUUGGUGGCUGGAAAGCCAACGGAGAAGACCCUGGCUCGGCCGAUGAAGAAAACCGUAUGUUUUCAAGAGAAGGGACCCCGAAAGAAUUCGGAUGAUGGAAAUGCCGAGCCUCACACUCCUCUGAACGCGAUCAUAGCCAAGCCAAGAGUUGCCACGCCUUUUUACAGCGCAGAGAAAUGUAGCAAAUGUAGGUUCGACAAGCUUGAGACCGCGUCUUACUGGCUGUCUCAGAUCAAGUUGGCGGAAUCUGUGGGGAAACAUUGGGUCUCUGCUGCUUUGUUUGGACUGGCUUUCGACUGCAAUGCAGAGCCCAUUCGUAACUUGAGAGUUGAACUAAGGAAGUAUCUGGCACGACAUGAGCAAGUGAGUGAGGAAGAGGUGUGGAGGAAGAUGAAGGUUAGCUAUGGAUUGGUAAAAGAAGAUUGCAAUGCAAAUGGAGAUGUUGUAGAAGGCGGCAUGGAAGAAGCGAAUGCAAGUCUCUACAGCCACAAAGAUGAUAAUUUGCCAAACCAAUUUGAUGAAGAAGAUAUAAAGUGACCUUUUACGAAGAUGUCAAGUGUUGUGAAUUGUGGUAUAGAGUAGUUCAGUUCAUGUCAGAAAACGGCUGUUUUAUGUCUUUUGAAUUCGGGGGAUAACAAUUAGGCAGUUUCCA
Molecule: messenger RNA, 1025 nt
Organism: Salvia splendens (bonfire salvia)
Lineage: Eukaryota; Viridiplantae; Streptophyta; Magnoliopsida; Lamiales; Lamiaceae
Exons: 4
Coding region: 89-910 (273 amino acids)
Source: RefSeq, a predicted model, not a curated record